AUGGCAACAACUAAGUAUCUAAUUGGAGGACAUGGAGGCAAUGCCUUUUCCUUUGAUGGCCAGAAUGAUGGUGCCACACUGGAGAAGAUUGGCGUGUGGGUAGGGGGCUGGCAGGUGAAGGCUGUGAGGAUCUGGCUGACCAAUGGCCACAACCUGGAGAUCUUUGUGAAAAUGACAGACUGGGGGCAGUACCCCAUAGAUGUGGGUUCAGGGAUCUGCCUGGGGGUUAGUGGGAGGUAGGGCUACGACAUUGACAGCAUGGGCUUCAUCUUCAUCAAUUCCAUCGAGUCCACGGUCAUGACCAACAUGGAGUACCCCACUCUGAACCAAGUCAUCCCCCAGGUGAACAUGGAGGAGAUCAAGUCCAUGACUUACACCAACAGCUCCUCUGUUGCCCAGGAGUACACCCUGGAAACCUCCAAAACCAUAACCAAGACCUCCUCGUGGUCCGUCACCAACAACAUGCAGUUCACCUUCAACAUGCAAGUGAAGGCAGGAAUCCCGGAGCUAGCUGAGGUUUCCACUGGGUUCAGCUGGACAGUGGGAAUUCAAGAUACCUAUGGGGUGGAGACCAAAAUGGAAAAAACGGAGAAGCUGUCAUUGAGGAUCCAAGUCCCUGCAGAGAACACCGUGGAAGUUGCUAUCACACUCGGUCAUGCGAAUAUUGAUCUUCCAUACAAGAGUAUUAUUAAAGUCACCUGCAGGAAUGGAAGUGUGCUUGGCUUUGAAACCAGCGGUGUCUACAGAGGCCUCACCUACACCAAAGAGUCGGUAUUUGUGAAGCAGGGAUCAUAA
This is a messenger RNA of Lepisosteus oculatus (spotted gar), 795 nucleotides long. NCBI's taxonomy places the organism in Eukaryota, Metazoa, Chordata, Actinopteri, Semionotiformes, Lepisosteidae. The record is from RefSeq and is a predicted model, not a curated record.